Aspergillus calidoustus is the source of this 2085-nucleotide messenger RNA. Lineage: Eukaryota; Fungi; Ascomycota; Eurotiomycetes; Eurotiales; Aspergillaceae. The record is from the annotation of a GenBank genome assembly.
CUUCUCACCAAGCAUGACUUCGCCAGUUCGCCGACCGUAUCGGUCUAAACGACAUCCACCCUGUGAUCGGUGUCGACAGAAGAAGCUCCGGUGCGAGAACCUCGGCCAAGUCGCCUGUCAGCGGUGCCAGGCCAGUGGCGUAUCCUGUUCAUUCAACCGGCUGCAGGUUCAGAGCCCGCCUGCGACGAGUAUCCCGGCGGUCUUUAGUCCAACUUCACAGCCGACAUACGUACAUGAUGCGGUUGUGCCCGAAUACCAAGCUGAAUCGGCCAUCCCGACCAUCGAACCGGACCCGAUCGGCCCUCAGUCUGAAUCGUAUCUACCGGAUGACCCUUUUGCAUACCAAAUCUCCGAGCGGGCGACGCCUCAACAGGCGAUCCAAACUCUGGAUCUACUGCCUGGCGUGUGUGCACAUGUCAUGGGCACAUCCGGUGAAUCGGACCCAUUCCUUCUCCGCCACUGCAAAUUCGACGACUACGGCCUCUUGCAUUUCCAGCACGUUCGAUUCCGUAAUGCCGGUGGGGUGCCUCUUGCGGAAAAGAUCCCCGUCCAUUAUCUGGUGACUGAUGCCGCUGUCUAUGAAUCAGCGAAACUGUCGACUAGAACCUGGAGGCAGGUGCCGCCGCGAGAUGCACUUGACGCCCUCAUACCAGCAGACCACGGCCAGCGCCUCGUUUCUCUUUUCAUCACACACAUUUUCCCCAGCUUGCCUAUUGUCCCCCAUUUCAUCGGUUCGGAGAGUCUCCAUACAAUCCCCGUGCAUCUCCUUGCAGCUCUUUACGCUUCUGCGCUCCCGUUCGCGAAAUUUGACGAAGCCCUCUCUCUUGCAUACGCCUUUGAACCACCUCCAGCGGCCCAGCUAUGGCGGCUAAGUCUCGAUCUGAUCUUGGAAGAAAUACAUACACCUCACCUUUCAGUUCUCCAAGCUGGGCUUUUAUACCUCCACAAACCCUAUGAUGGUCCACAGCAAAGUUCAGUCGCCGAUACGCCAUUCCUGUGGUCUUUUAUCGGCAUGAUGGUUGGUCUUGCAUCAUCCUUGGGGCUGCAGUUCGAGUGUCGCCCCAUGGGUAUGCCACUAUGGGAAAGGCGUCUGCGCCGUCGACUCUGGUGGGCAAUCUACAUCGAGGACAAAUGGCGAGCGCUCCUUCUCGGCAGGCCACCGUAUAUCCGUCAAGAUGAGUGGGAUGUCACCGAUCUCGACGAGUCGGACUUUGAAGGCGCGCCUGCGGACAGGUUCAUGCGGAUUGCGAAGAUGGCUCGCAUUGCAGACGAUAUCCAUGUGUCUCUAUACUCCCUCCGCGCCGCCCAACGCCUCUCACCCAAUCUCCCAGACUCACUACAGACUGCCCGAAUCCUACUACGACAGCUGCAAGAAUGGCUCUCACUCCUCCCACCACCAAUGCAGAGCAGCACAUCCGACCGUCCUGAACUCUCGACAUGCGUCCAUUUUGCCUACCUGUUACUCGAAAUAUUCAUCUUCCGCGCGCUACUCCGGCCAAUGGUCCGAUCUGCGCCGCCGCCGCGUCUCAUUGACGAAACCGAGCCUCUCCCAAUCUUCCCGGACCUCAACGUAGAUGACUACAUCGCGCAGAUAAUCGACGUCGAUAAUUUCGUAAGCGAAGAAGAGCCCGCGAUCAAUAUAAACGAGGAAGACAAAUCCGUCCCUAUUAUACUAAGUGCAGCGGAGAACUGUGCGGCCAGUAUGCUCCGACUCGUCUCGCGCAUGGAGGCGCGCGAGAUGUCGACAUUCUGGUACUCAUGGUGCCGCAUCGGCUUCGCAACAGUAAGCAACUUCAUGGUCCUCCUCCUCGUCCAAGCACCGACAAAAGAGCACGCCAUUCGCGCAAAGAAGCUGGUAUAUAUGUGGCAGCAAGCGUUGCAGAGCCAGAGUAACGGGUGGGAUAUGAUGGAUCUGGGGCUGGUAAGAUUGAAUGGGCCGUUGAGUAUGGGGUUGGCGAAUGCGUUUUAUCUCCCCCAGCACGUGAGGGAGGUUGUUGAGAAUGUAACAUAGGAAUGAACAAGCAUCUUCUGAAUGCUAAAGUAUUUGAGUAUAUAAUAUAACGAUCAAAUGAUUUCCGCCGGAGU